GCACCAGCCUCUGGGCCCCGGCCCCUGCGCUCUAGCGACAUGGGCUGUUUUCUGUGUGGCUGCAGCAGUCACUUGUGUCUGCAGGCCUGUGAAACGAGGGGCCGUGACGAUAACCUCCGGUCUACUCCGUUUUUAACAAUUAUUUCAUUUCUUGGUGCACACAGCAUGUGGCGAAGUGAGUGAAUCCAGUCCCGGCCGUUAAGCCAACUCGAAUUGGGUAGAAAAGACGAUUAUCUAGAAUAUGUCUAGAGCACUGGAAAGUACGGGCUCCAGACAGGUUACUAGGGAUGCAGGAAUAAAAAAGACGUGGUCCUUGCUCUGAAGAACCCGCGCCUCGUAGGGAGACUGCCAUGCCACAUCAGUGACGAACCACACGUGGAGCCACGAGAGUCCUGGUAGGGGGCACGGUGCUUGGAGCACAGGGGAACCGCAUGCAGGCCUCGGCCAGCUGGUGUCAAGCUCUGUGGGUUCAGCGGCCCAGUGGGGUCGACACAGCCACGGCAGCUUCCACCUGCCCUGGAGAGCAGCAGCCACGAGGGCACCGGGUCGAUUGCGCAGUUAUAUCGGUUCUUGGUUUUCAUCUCAUUUUCCUGUUAAAACUAGACCCAGCCUCCAACUCCAGCCUGGUUAACUGGGACUGUGACCCUCCGUGCGGUCCCAGCUGUCCUCCCAGCGGAGAUGCCCCCUUCUUUCUGCAUGAUCCCCUCAGCCCAGACGGCCUGCCUUCAUCUGCAGUUCCGACUCCCACCCGAUGCUGAGAACAGCCUCCUCUCAGAAGCCACCUUCGGUAGAACCCUUAGACGCUGGCCUGAAUCCAAGUCAGGCGUAUCUAUGACAUUUCAUUGGGAAGAAAGCAGACUCAGAGUCCUUGUCGAGAUGGGAGGUUUGCGCUGUCGUUCUAUGUAUUGCCUCUGUGAAGCCCGGCCGAACAAAGAGAAUUCAAAGUAUUUAUACCUUAAAACGUAUGUCCCCUAGAGCAGCAUGUUUUGGGGUAAGACGGCCCGCCAGGCUUAGGGACCCUUCGUGAGUAAGGGGAACCAGCAUGGGCAUGAGACGCCUCUGCCAAGGACGCCUUCUGCAAGGAUGGUCCAAGGACUCGGAACGUGCUCUGCUUUCUUUGGCGCUCAGAGGGAAUUACCGGCUCGCGCUGUUGUGGAGGUCCCUUUCACUGGCCGUACAGGGCCUGAAGCUCGUCCAGGCUUAGUGCUGGAAGCCGUCAGUUGGCCCUGAGAGAAGAGGCGGAUCAGAAAAGAAAGAGAUGAAGGUUCUUAGCAAAUGCAGUGUGAGCCCUGCAGAUCGGCUGUUCCAGAGCUUUAAUUACGAGCUCAGAAAAGUGAGGAGUUACGUCUAGGGCGAGGCCUUUCUGCAGAAUGGGGUUACGAAGAAAGGAAUUCUGGGCCAGAGAAUUGUAGCCUGGCCUUGCUCCUUAGCCCUGACUGGCUUCCCGUGGUCCUUCCUCUCCUGGGAACAGAGAAAGAUGGAGGAGCCCACAGGCCAAAAAAAGAAGACCAGCCCAGAGGAAGACGCAGACGUGCGAAAGGACAUCGCUGAGCAAGAGCGGGGGUGCGCGGGCAGGAGGCCCCGCGGGGGCGCCGCUCCGGCUCCAAAGCGCAGACGGGACCCCCACCCGCGUCCUGGAGAUGAGAAGCGUCUCUGCGCCUUCGAUGCUUCGUUUAAAGGUGACCGUGACGGGGUUCCCAGAUUCAUUCCUCUUCAGAGAAAGAAACCUUAUGAGUGUAGCGAAUGUGGACGCCUCUUUAAGCACAAGACAGAUCACAUUCGCCACCAGAGCGUCCACACCGGAGAGAAGCCCUGCCAGUGUGACCGGGGUGGGAAGGCGUUUCGGCACAGCUCUGACGUCAGAAAACACCAGAGAAUUCACACGGGAGAAAAGCCCUUCCACUGCGGCUCGAAUCCCCUGAAACAUCAGAAGCCCCUCACCGGAGAGAAACCAUAGGAACGCGAGGAAUGUGGGACCGUGGCCUACAGCGCGUGUCUCCUCCGCCAUCGGAAACGGCACCGCGGAGGAAGCACUGAGUUGGGGGAGCUGUCCGCUCAGCACCUCCCGCUGCCGCCUCUGCCGGGAGUGGCGUCCACGCUGGCGCUGGCCCUCUCUCCACCUUCGAAGACGCUGGCCUGAGUGAAAGAAAACACAGGACAAGUACUGCACGGUUCCCUUUCGGCGAGGUCCCUGGCGCAGGCACACGCACAGACACCGGAAGAAUAGAGAUGUGAGAGCAGAUCACCCCAAAGCAAGAAGUUCCCAGUGAAAUAUGUGUUCAAAGGAACCUCAAAACGAGAAAGUUCCCACGUUCCUGAGCUCCGAGGGGGAGAAGAGGCCAGGAAGGAAGAAAGGAAACUUCAUCAGUCCGGCCUCCCAGGCUGAGGGACAGAUGGGGACACGGGCGUGGGAAGGGCUGUCCCUGCGGAAACCCACACUCGAGGGCCAUGCCUGCGGACAGGGCGAGCGGGGGGCGGAGCUUCAUUGAGAGCCGGUGGAGCAGGGAAACAGGAAGACGGAACAAGCGCGGGCAGCCUGCGCCUGGCUCGCCCGCCGCCUCACAGGUCAGGAAAUGCCCAGCGGGCCGACAUUCACGAACGUCUGUCCUCGCCCGUCCAGGAGGCACCGUCGGCCCUCCUCCAGCUGGCUCUAGCAAUGGGCUCCAGGUAGAAACACCUGCAGGCUGAGAAUGUCCCCACGAAGGGCCUUUUCAGAACACAGGCCUUCGGGGCGCCUGCCCGCUGUCACCAGGAGGCUUAGACCAGUGACCCUGACCCACCGCAGCCUGCAGCAGGCUCCACCGCGGUCCAGCGCAGAGAGUGUGGGGGUGGCACCAGUGUGACCUGACGUCAGGGCGAAGGCCACAGG
Messenger RNA from Pteropus alecto (black flying fox), 2869 nucleotides. It is a transcript of the gene ZFP41, whose product is annotated as ZFP41 zinc finger protein. Gene Ontology annotation, molecular function: RNA polymerase II transcription regulatory region sequence-specific DNA binding; DNA-binding transcription factor activity, RNA polymerase II-specific. The record is from RefSeq and is a predicted model, not a curated record. Gene Ontology annotation, cellular component: nucleus. Lineage: Eukaryota; Metazoa; Chordata; Mammalia; Chiroptera; Pteropodidae. Gene Ontology annotation, biological process: regulation of transcription by RNA polymerase II.